This is a messenger RNA of Nematostella vectensis (starlet sea anemone), 3091 nucleotides long. RefSeq names its product testis-specific serine/threonine-protein kinase 4. Lineage: Eukaryota; Metazoa; Cnidaria; Anthozoa; Actiniaria; Edwardsiidae. The record is from RefSeq and is a predicted model, not a curated record. Bases 191 to 1162 code for a protein of 323 amino acids. Gene Ontology annotation, cellular component: cytoplasm. The transcript is spliced from 6 exons. Gene Ontology annotation, biological process: microtubule cytoskeleton organization; intracellular signal transduction; protein phosphorylation. Gene Ontology annotation, molecular function: protein serine/threonine kinase activity; tau-protein kinase activity; ATP binding.
AAUUGUUGUAUUCAUUUACCGCGCGCUCAUGAGUCCUUUCUCGCAAAGUACUUGGAAGGCAACGGAAAUGGGUUGAACGCUCAAAUCAUUACCCAGAAAACGAGGUUCUUAGUGAAGGCAUGCCUUCACUGGGAGAUAACAAAAAAAAUAUCGCAUUUAGUUGAUCGAAAAAUAAGUGCGGCUAGUGUUUAUGUCUGCGGAGAAGGAGACAAAGCCCCCAAGCUCGUCGAAGAAGGAAAAGUCCCAAGAAUCCAAGACUGAAAAGGUUGAAAAAGCAAAUAAGGCGACCGGAGAGACACAGCAAGUUUUGGUUGGAGUCAGUGCAUUGCUGGAGAGAUAUGGCUAUCAGCUUGGUGAUGUUCUUGGAAAGGGAAGUUAUGCAGUUGUGCGCAAAGCAAAUUCGAAACGCUACAAGAGAGACGUCGCAAUAAAAAUCAUUUGCAAGAAAAAAGCGCCUGAAGAUUUUCUUACGAAAUUUCUUCCUCGGGAAAUAAAAGUCUUGAAAAAAAUCAAAAACACUUAUGUGACAACUCUACUUGAAGUUAUCGAGACCAACACCCGCAUGUAUAUCAUUACGGAUUUGGCGGAAAAUGGGGACUUAUUGGAGUACAUAAGGACGCAUGGCGCAUUGACUGAAAAGGCUAGCAGGCGACUUUUCCGGCAAAUAACAGCAGGUGUUCACUAUAUACACUCACAAGACAUAGUGCAUCGCGACUUGAAAUGUGAAAACUUGCUAUUAGACAAGGACCUCAACAUUAUCAUAUCUGAUUUUGGUUUUGCGAGGGAUUGUUUGACAACAGCGACUGGCAAGAAGAAGCUGAGUCACACAUAUUGUGGGUCGUAUGCAUACGCAGCGCCAGAAAUUCUCAAAGGUAUCGCAUACGACGCAACCCUUGCUGACGUAUGGAGUAUGGGAGUCAUACUCUACACUAUGCUGUGCGGACGGCUGCCUUUCGACGACUCCAAUCUACGCAGCCUUUUGCAGCAAGUUCACAAGCGUGUCACGUUCUCGUCACGCGUUAAACUAAGUGACGCUGCCAAGGCGAUCAUUCAUAAGAUGCUGACGUGGAACCUGCCCGAGAGGAUCACGGUAGAACAGCUAUUACAGGAGCCGUGGUUACUUGGUGACGAACCAAGUGAAGAAACCAGUAAAACCGGUUAGCAAUAACGGUGAAACCUGUUGACAGGUCCAAUGAGACAUUGAUAUGUAUAUAUUCUCUAUGAAAGCCCAGAAGUUGGCUUUAUAUAGAGGAUCCCGGCCUCUCGCCUAUCCACGGAAUCAACGCACAUUUGACAGUUUGAUUUCACGUCCGUAUGUCAUUAUGUUAGCAUUAAAAUUUUCUCAGUAAAGUUUUUGUUGUCCAACGCACCGUAGCAUUAAUUGGUUUGAUUCAGUUAGCAAAACGAGAAAUCUGACAACGAAUAAAAAAGUUAGCAAAACAAGUCAUUAGGGGAGACGGGAGCUUUAUUUUCGAGGGGACUCGAAAUCAAGGUGCGCAAUUGAUAGCAUAGCCAUUUUUUUAUCAAAUAAUCUGCUAGCGCGGUUACUUACUCGACGCAUCGCCUCUGUACAAAAAUCACCAAGUCAACUUACAGGUAGGCUUUAGAAAAGAUAGGAAGCAAGCGCAAGAGAGGUCACAUAGAACAAGCGCAAAAUAAGUUAGAAUCGGUCAAGACAAGCUUAAGUGCAAGAAAAUUAAGUAGUUGCGUUCUCUUGCGCUUGCUCUUGGGAAGGAUGGGAAAAUUAUGUGCUUUGCCUUUACGUCCCAGUGAAAACUCUCUAUUUCUUCUUUUUAACAAGUACCCUUAUUGUCAAUGUUUACACUAAAAGAAAGAAACAGGAUUUUUUUACAACGGGGUUCAAUAGCACUUGACAUUAAUUGGUUUGUGACAAUAUAGUCUUCAACAUCAGCUUUUACGUGCUUGAAAUGCAAUGAGUGGUUUCAGCUAUUUCAGUUUCAGUUUAUUUGUUUGCGAAAAAAAGUGAAAUGUCAAGAAGCUCAAAGAAAACCCGUACGUGCUUAUGCGAGCCAUGUUCCCCGAAUAAAAUAUAAUACAUAGGGCGCGUACACAGGGCAUUGAAGCCCCCAUUGGCGACCUUCUUAUUAAGGAAUCUCCAAAUUCUAUGCUGUUUCCGCUUUUUUCAUACGAUUCCUAUGACUGCGCACACCUCCUCGGCCAAUCCUGGGACGCUCCUGUAACAGACAAUAAAAAGAUUUACAAAAAAGAAGCAUAACCCAAGAAAAGCAAGCUGUUGGUUCCGUAAAGAAAGACAAGUUCUUCGCAUGAUGAUUUCUCGCGGUGUUUUGUGCGCGGUGUUCUUGGUGUUGGCUGGAUACGCCUUCUGCCAGGAGAACGAUCUUGCGGAGCGGGAAAUCGCGGUCGGUGAUCUUGCAAAACUCGUAGAAAUGAACAGCGACGCGCUAAAGGAGUUGAAUAAAAAGUAAAAUCAGCAGUCUCACCUCCCAAGACAAGAUUGUCCUUUAUCUGAAAGAUAUGCGUGGUCCCGUGGGGCCUCAAGGACCAGAAGGGCACAAAGGGUCGCAAGGGGACAAGGGGGCUAUAGGUGCUACAGGACCCCAGGGGCCAACAGGGGCUACCGGGCCUAUGGGCCCUAUUGGCCCCAAAGGACAGACCGGCCUAACAGGCGCUAAAGGACCCACCGGUCCCCGCGGACCAAUGGGUAACACAGGCCGCCCCGGAUCCGACGCUCCCAAAGGCUCCCUACAAUGUGUUGAGGCUGUUUCUCGUGGGAAUCACGCCCAAUGUCCUGCCGGUUACCUAGCAACAGGAUGUGCGUGCGGACAUCGCUGCGGCUCCUGGAAUACCGAUAACCACGGGACACGCUGUUACUGCCACGCUGGUUGCAUGGAUGGAAACCGAACACUUGACUGGACACGCGCUAUGUGCUGCAAAGUCGUGUAGAUCAUAUUGUCUCUAGUUAAAACAGAAUGAUGGAAUGCCACGUAUAAUGUAGAUAUUUAGAAUUAGAAAAUAAAUACAUUGUAUUUGCCUAGAAAUUAAAAAAAACUUUCGAGAACUUUUACAAAACGUCUGUUCAAAGUAAUAAAGGCUUCAUCAAAACUCAAAA